This is a messenger RNA of Populus trichocarpa (black cottonwood), 1455 nucleotides long. Its product is annotated as extensin-3. Bases 1 to 1116 code for a protein of 371 amino acids. NCBI's taxonomy places the organism in Eukaryota, Viridiplantae, Streptophyta, Magnoliopsida, Malpighiales, Salicaceae. The record is from RefSeq and is a predicted model, not a curated record. The transcript is spliced from 2 exons.
AUGGGGUCUCCAAUGGCCUCUCUCCUUGUCACUCUUUUAGUGGCGACAAUCUCUCUCAGCUUGCCAUCAGAAAGCACAGCAACCUACAAGUACUCCUCUCCUCCACCUCCUAAGAAAUCCCCUCCACCACCACCUCCUCCUUAUCACUACAAAUCCCCACCACCUCCUCCUCCAGUGCAUUCUCCACCACCACCUGUGCACCCUUACAAGUACAAGUCACCACCACCUCCUCCACCAGUGCAUAAACCUCCACCUUCACCAACGCACCCUUACAAGCACAAGUCCCCACCACCUCCUCCACCAGUGCACAAGCCUCUACCUUCACCACCAACACACCCUUACAAGUACAAGUCCCCACCACCUCCUCCACCAGUGCAUUCUCCUCCACCACCACCACCAACGCACCCUUACAAGUACAAGUCCCCACCACCUCCUCCACCAGUGCAUAAGCCUCUACCUUCACCACCAACGCACCCUUACAAGUACAAGUCCCCACCACCUCCUCCACCAGUGCAUUCUCCUCCACCACCACCACCAACGCACCCUUACAAGUACAAGUCCCCACCACCUCCUCCAGUGCAUUCUCCACCACCACCAACGCACCCUUACAAGUACAAGUCUCCACCGCCUCCUCCAGUGCAUUCUCCACCCCCUCCUCCAUCGCCAGUUUACAAGUACAAGUCUCCCCCACCACCUCCGCCAGUUCACAAGUCACCACCCCUACCACCCAAGAAGCCCUACAAGUAUAAGUCUCCACCACCACCUCCACCAGUUCACAAGUCACCACCCCUACCACCCAAGAAACCCUACAAGUAUAAGUCUCCCCCACCACCUCCAGUUUACAAGUCCCCUCCUCCUCCACCGCCAGUUUACAAGUCACCACCUCCUCCUCCUCACAAGAAGCCAUAUAAAUACAAAUCUCCUCCACCACCUCCUCCAGUUUACAAGUCCCCUCCACCUCCUCCUCACAAGAAGCCAUACAAAUAUAAAUCCCCACCACCUCCUACUCCAGUUUACAAGUACAAGUCUCCUCCACCACCACCACCACCAGUACACAAGUCUCCACCACCACCUCAUUACAUUUACAAAUCACCCCCUCCACCUCACCAUUACUAGAUCAUGGCGCUCAUAGUUUCAAGGUAAAGGGAAGAGUAUCAUGCAAUAAGGAAAAGGAUAUUGCGAGCAGGAGCUAGCCUUGCAAGGAAGGAAAGGAUAGCUAAUGCGUAUAACGGAGCAAUCUGUGUUUUAUUUAGAAGAUGAAUAAAAAUACGUGUAGUAGAAUUUCCUCAUUUUCAUUUACUAUUACAGAGUUCUGGUGAUCGGUUUGCUUAUUUGGUUUGUCGAAAAGUAGCUUAUAUAUAUGUAUGUGAUUUUCAACCUUUUGUGUGCUGUUGCAUGCAUGGUUGUUCAUAUGAAGUAGUAAACUUAAUAAAAUAAUCUUUAACCAAAACAGAA